GAAGGGAGCGUUAUGGCUGGAACCACAUCCGACCAAGAAAUAGCGCAAGAGGAUCCCUGAAAGUCGCAACCCAACCAAUCAAUCGACCAAGUACACCAAAGUACAUCACCAUGUCCGAUAGUACCACAUUCAAGUCAGCCGAGAGCUCGCAACCACAGGGCUUGACAUCGUCACACAUCGAGCGGCUCUCCGAAACAACUCGUGAAGACACUCCAGUUUCUUCUCCGCCCGCGAAGCUUGAUGCUCAUUGGCAGCGAUGCUACGGCUUCGGCAAGCAUUUCUUCACCUAUGUCUUGGCUGAACCGUUGUACCAUGCAGCUCUGCCUACCGCCACGGGCCCGCAGCUUGAUGCUCAAUUGCAGACCUCAAUGACAGACUUUCGAUAUGUGGACUGCCUGCAAAAGGCAUCGGCAAUCGCAGAGUCCGCCGAUCUUUCCCCGCCGCCACAAACCCGACCAGGUGGUCACUUUGCGCAGCUGAUGGAAGUCAUUGGCCUCAUAGCACUUCACGAUUCAACAGAAGCCAAGCGUGAGCUUGCUGGUGCUAUCAGAGGCUCAAGCUUGCGAGGUACUGGUAAGGAGCGUCAAUUUGAGGGCUUCCCGCCGUCUCCUCCCGAAUCUGUGAGCUCGGAUGAGCCCGAGACGAUUCAGAAUGCACCACACCAGCACCAACGAGCCCGCAACCAAGACUUCCACGACGGCAACCGACGCCGAGAGCGUCCUUUGCAAGACAGACGAAUCGGUCAGGAGGUAGUCAGACGAGACGAGCCGAAUAUGGGCGCCUAUGCAACUAGAUUGUACGAGUAUUGCCAGCAGAACGGGCACGGCCUCGAUCAUGAAGCUGUGCAAGCAAGUCAGACUGCUGCAACAUGGAGAGAAGUGGUCAACGUGGACGGUCGCACCUGGAUUGGCGAGGCCAAUACGAAGAAAGCUGCCAGACAUGAGGCAUUCCGCGAUGCGUGUAUCGAGCUGGGCAUUUGAACGCUAGCUGAAUGCAAUUUGGAACGAAGCUCAGGAAGUCUCAGGCGAUUGUUGCUGUGUCAAGCUAGCUCUAAGCCUCAUGCUGCACCGCGCCGAUCGACCAAAACUUGUUUUGCCACCGACA
Molecule: messenger RNA, 1104 nt
Organism: Cercospora beticola
Lineage: Eukaryota; Fungi; Ascomycota; Dothideomycetes; Mycosphaerellales; Mycosphaerellaceae
Source: RefSeq, a predicted model, not a curated record